UGAGAUGUUGACUGAAAAAAGUGACGCAUUUGUAUACAAGUACAGCAUAGAGAUAGAAGUAUUUAUUUGUAUGUUGGCCAGUUCCGAUUUUAUACUCAUUUCCAUACUCAUGUUUACAUAUCUAAAUCUUCUUUCUAUAUUUUGGCCUCCUCCCAACCACAAUUCAUAAACGAAAACUUUGAUACCUAAUAAUUAAUUAACCUGCACCUAUCUCAUAAUAUACUGCAAUUCCGCAAUGGUUUUUAUCGCGCUGAUACGAGUUAUAAUGUAGCUACUACAUACGUUAAACCAUCAACUAAUAAAAACCUCUUGAUAACCAACCGAAUGUUAUCAUUUUUUUAUUUUACUUCGCGCUACCUUGACGUGUUAUCAGAGUUUUUCUGUUAAAUGGUUCGCUAUUCGUAAUGAUUUUUGUCGAGAGUUUAGUUUUGAAUGAAAUCGUGAUGAAUGUGGACUGAAUUUUUUUUCGCGAGGUUUAUCCAGUUGAUAAAUGGAGAAAAAAGAUAUUAAUGGCAAGGAUGUGGAGGUUUCCUUGGAGCUUCUGUCAAACUACCGGAAAGACACGAAAGUGUACAGAGAUACUACAUCGCAGAUUACCGAUGACAACCCUUCAUUUUGGCUUUCAAAACGAUUACUGGUCGCGACGGUGUUAUUUAUAUCUUUCGUAAAUUUCCAAUUAUUACGAAAUAACAUUAACAUCACCAUUGUUGAAAUGAUAUCCAACAAAACCAUCGGUACAGUCAACAACACAGAUAUUGUAAAACCACCAGAUUUCGAUUGGGACUCGUCAACGACUGGACUCAUUACAAGCAUUCUCGCUUACGGAGGCUUAUUUUCAAUUUUUGCUGAUCUAGCAAUCAAUAGAAUUGGAGGAUCGGUCACUUGUGCAUGGAGCAUGUUAUUGGCUGGUGUUCUGACCAUGCUGCAUCCGGCUAUUUUAAAUCUGCAUUUUUACCUAUUUUUGGCGUGUCGUUUUUUCACUGGUAUAUUCGAAAUGCUGUUUUACGUCGGCACUUCGGAUAUAUUUUCAAGAUGGUUUCCAAUGAAGGAGAUGUCAGCCUUGAUAUCGUUCAGUUUCAACGGGACAAAUAUCGGUUUAGCAGCGGUUUAUCCAUUUUGCGCAUAUUUGGCUCAUAAAUGGGGAUGGCAGAUGGUAUUUUACGUUACAGGCUUCAUGGGAGUAAUUUUUGCAAUACUCAGUCUCGUUCUAGUGAAAAAUCAGCCAUCUGAUGAUAAAUGGAUUUCAAAAAAAGAACUCGCUUACAUACUCGAAGAAACUAACCAUACAACUAAGAUGAACGUGAGCCAUCCAUAUUGGAAAAUUCUGACUUCAGUUCCUGUUUGGGCUUUGUGCUGUACUGUGUUUGUUUAUAUGUGGGUUACAUCAGUUAUUAGUGCCUGUUUACCUUUAUUCAUUAGAGAUUUGACUCACAAAGAAACAGAUGAAAUUGGUUACAUUUCAUCGAUUCCUAAUAUCGUUUACAUUUUCUUGUUUCCAAUCGACGGUGCGAUAAUGGAUUAUUGGAAAAAUAAUAGCGGUAUUACAGUAACCAGGAUGCAUAAAAUAAUCAUAAGCAUAGCAUUUCUAUUUGCGAGUGUUAUGUUUGUAACUGUCGCAGUUGCAUUCACUUCCAGCCUGAUCGCAAGUAUGUCUAUUUUCGUUCUGAUCCAAGUUCCAAUGUCAUUCGUGCCAAUUAUCCUACAAGUCCUAGUAGUAAAUCUAUCUGCGGAUCAUUCAGCUGUUGUUGGCGGCCUGCUAUCGUUUUUCUUCUCGCUGAGCGCCAUUGCAUGCCAAACUAUGACCGGAUUUAUGAUCCCAGAACAUAGUUUACAAGAAUGGAAUAAUUGUUUUUACUUGGCAGCUGCGAUUUCAGCUUUUGGAGCUGUGAUAUUCAUGUUGUUCGGUUCGAGCGAACUUCAACCAUGGGCGCUGACGUCUCCGUCUAAAAAAGAACGUCAUUUAUCCGAGACUGAUUAAAAACUUAAUUUUAUUAUUUAAUGUACCAAAGUCAUGUUUUUUUCCCUUUUUUUUUAUGUAGAUGUAACAUUGUAUUGGAGUAUUUUCAGACAAAAAAUGAAUUUCAAUACAAAACUCAAUUCGAACUGAAUAAAAAUUAUUUCAAAUUCCACUGAAAAAUCUCACAUCUUGUAGAUCUCGAUGGAUACUUAAUUUCAAUUUUUUUUCUCGCUAUCUAUAAAAUAAACAUUUCCUGUAUAAAUCCAAGUGCAACGAACCCUACAAAAGUCAAGGAAAAAAACAAUGUUGUGUAGAAUCAAAUACCUAUUUGGUAUAAAAAUAUUUAUUAUUCUGAUUAAUUAUCGUAAUAAUUGCGCGAACAUCAGAUAAACAUGUGAUUGAAAUUUGUUAUCGAGUCAAGUUCAAAUGUUACAAAGUAUAUGAGGUAGGUAUUAGUUACAUCACAUCGUAAAUACCUACAUACUUACAUGAGAGUAAAUUUUACUCGUGUUUCAUAAAAUUAAAAAAUUCGUCGAAUCGAAGUUAAAAUAAACUUAAUUUGCAAACUGGUUCCUAAUAAAUUAGGUAGGUAGGUUCGUAUGAUUUCAUCUAAAUUGGAGUCAAAAUCGUUUUUACUUUAGUUUUUGAAUUUUAUCAAAUUUAUAAUAACUUAUUUUAGGUACUGUAGUUAUUCUUCCAUCCAAGAUACAAAUUUUUUGACCGAAAAUUCGAAUGAGUGGGGAUGAAGGAGUAAAACCUUUGAAAACUGUUAUCGAUUAGAAAAAUUCUCAUGAUUUUCGAGAUUUUAUUUUAUUUAAUCGUGGGAAGAAAACGCGUAUUUGAAUUCGAAAAAGUAUUAGAUAUAAAUAAGUAUGUUUUAAUUUUUAAACCUGAUGAAAAAAUAGAUGUUCGGUUUAUUUUAAUUUCCAAAGGUGAUACUUGAUUUCCGCAGACGUUCUGAAGGGUUUGGAUACGUAUACCUACCUAUUCAUUGUCUUCAAAGAGGAUGGAAAAUUUUAAAUAUUUUUGAGAACUGUUAUUAAACAAAUGUAAUCCUCAUUCAGACACAUUUUCUCUCCAAUUUGUUGAAUACAUAAGUACUUAUAACAAACGAAAUUCAAAUUUUUUCAUUUUUAAUGACUCAUAUACCUACCUACUUUGAUUAAGAAAUAUAGGUACCUACGUAUUUUUGUGUCUUUUGGAGAGUAUAUUUUGUAAAAUGAUGUAAGUAAGUAGGUUCCUAUUCCUUAAUAUGCUUCAAAAUGAUCCUCAAUCACAAAUCAUGAUAUCAGUUGCUCAAAUCACUUUUCAUAGCUAGGUAUCUGAAAUAGAAACAGUCGCCUUAAAGGAGAUUGAGAAUCUCUUGUUGGAGACUUUAGAAUAAUUUUAAGUUAUCAAAUGCAAUUUUAGAUGUUUGAAAUAGGCCAUUUUUUUUUUUUUAAAUUUCAGAGAAGACAUAGGGUACCUAUUUAAAAUUACGAAUAAAAAAUUUGGCAGAUGCCGAUUGCUAUACAACUAUGUUUGGAAAUUCGAGUUUCAUAGAAUUUGGAAUCAAAUAAUUCGAAAUGUACCUACCCUUUUUGAGGAGCUUUUCAGUACCUAUCUAGAAGACUUAAAAAUAGGAAGAGAGGUAGAUACUAAAAAGGUCAAAAUAUAUUGCGAAUUCCUAUAAAAUUUUGCAUUGUACCGUGUCUGGUGGUGAUAAGAGUAUGUUCAUUGAUAAAAGUAUAGCACCUGAAUUGUGAUUAGAUGGACGCUGAAUACAUAUUCGUUAAAAACCAGUCCAUACCUAAAACUAAAUCAAGAAUAUCUUUCUAACAUUAAAUAAGAGAGGGGGCUAUAAAACCUGAUUCGAUAAACGCAUUCGAAGUACCGUUGGCGGUGUAAAUAUUCAACUUGAAACAGCAGUCUUUCGACAUCGUCGUAAUGAUGUGAAAAUCAUGCAUUAGCUCGUUUUUAACCGAUUCUCGUUAUCAAUGUUUGGUGAAAUGAAAGUUAACAGUGUAAAUCAAACAAGAUAUUCAUUUAAAUUUUCAAAAAGCUCCUGUCAGAUUACAACUUAAAUACCUACAAACCAUAG
This is a messenger RNA of Planococcus citri (citrus mealybug), 4037 nucleotides long. Its product is annotated as vesicular glutamate transporter 2.2-like. NCBI's taxonomy places the organism in Eukaryota, Metazoa, Arthropoda, Insecta, Hemiptera, Pseudococcidae. The transcript has 10 exons. Gene Ontology annotation, molecular function: transmembrane transporter activity. The record is from RefSeq and is a predicted model, not a curated record. The coding region runs from base 491 to 1978 and encodes 495 amino acids. Gene Ontology annotation, cellular component: membrane. Gene Ontology annotation, biological process: monoatomic anion transport; transmembrane transport.